AGUAUUGUUUGUGGUUUUGCCCUUCCAAGUCCAACUAAGAGCCGAUAUAUAGCUUAAAAGUUGCGAGGUCGCUACGUUCUUACCAUUCACGCAUUGACGCGCGCAAGAAUAAGUUUAAAGAAUAUCUGUCAAGAUGAUGGUCACGUAUAUUUGUUUGGCUUUGGCGCUUGUGAUGGGCGCAAACGCGUACUCCGCCGGUGCACCGGAAAGUGCUUGCCAGGACAUGAUACCGAGGCAUCCAGUAGACCCACAGAAGAGACCAGCUCCCUACACUAUUACUACCAGUACUAAGGUCGUCAAAGCCGGUACACCCAUGCAAGUAACAAUAUCUGGCAAAUCUCCCUCCGAUACCAUCCGUGGUAUAAUGCUGCAGGCGAGGGCCAGUAAUGAUAAACCCGUUGGUACCUUCACUGUUGAAGCCAACGACCCUCUCGCACGACUCAUGAAGUGCGAUAACAACGGGGACACAAUCACCCACAAAAAACACGAUGCUAAGGACGACAAACAGACUGUCACCUUCACCUGGACUCCCCCGAAAACUCUUAAUGACGUUAUCAAGUUCAGGGCUACUAUCGCUCUCAAUGGCGCUGUCUUCUGGGUUGGCCUAGAAUCUGCACCAGUUAAAGUUGCCGCCUAAUUAUACACACACCGUAGAUUAAUUUUACCU
This is a messenger RNA of Zerene cesonia (dogface butterfly), 667 nucleotides long. RefSeq names its product putative defense protein Hdd11 (gene irp2). The record is from RefSeq and is a predicted model, not a curated record. Bases 134 to 637 code for a protein of 167 amino acids. Gene Ontology annotation, molecular function: oxidoreductase activity, acting on metal ions. The transcript is spliced from 5 exons. Lineage: Eukaryota; Metazoa; Arthropoda; Insecta; Lepidoptera; Pieridae.